AUGUGUACGAAGAGCAUCAUUAACAUUCUGCUGGGAAGAACCGGGCGUCAGGUUGACCAAGCCGCGGACUAUGUAUCCCCCUUGCCUCUACCCACGGAAGAGUCUCCAGCAUCAUCUUCUUCCUCCUUGAAAAGCUAUCGAAAGCUUCUAGGGGACGCCACAAUAGGACUCGGCGAGGAUUUAGAGUCUGAUUCAGAGUCCGACGAAAAUCCAGGCUUUAGAUCGACUCAGUCUACAGACUCCCUUGCCUUCGACCAAACCCAGAUCGGCGUCUCCCAAUGGCUUAGGGAGGUUGAAGCCGCUAAAGGUACUCUGAGAGCGCGUAACCCGGAUCCAGCCUCCGCUUCACCUAUCCAAGACCUUCCUGCUGGUGCGCACAACGGAAAUCAGUCCAGAUGGUCACACUCCACCGACUCCCUGGCUCAUGAGGGACUUCCCAACGACUUCUCUUUCUGGGACCUAGAGACCGGAUCAGAGACGGGUAGUCCGACAUCUACUUCGACUAGCCAGAGCCUCUCUUCCAGCAGUCCGUCGUCGACGCAAGAAGAAGCUGCUGGAGACCUCGAUGGUGAGGAUGCAAGAGAGCCCCCUCAAGUUGACCCAGUCACUUUCGCCCUGCUGUGGAGCAGGGACGAUUCGAUUCUUGCUAGGCUGCGCGGCGAGGAGCCUCCCCAUUUCCACACGCCAACUCCUGCUAUAUUGAGCCCUAGAGCCACCUGGUAUGUUGAUGAGAUUGAAACCGCUCAAGCUAUUGAAGUGCAUGAGUUUGGCCCAGGGGAUGCCACGGUUGUCGACAGUGGUGCAACCUUAGAGGCUGUUGAGGUUCCGCUUAGGAUCAACCCCAAGCGUCAGGGUCGAGUCUUUGAAGGUGAUUUUUGA
Colletotrichum godetiae is the source of this 879-nucleotide messenger RNA. RefSeq lists its product as uncharacterized. The record is from RefSeq and is a predicted model, not a curated record. NCBI's taxonomy places the organism in Eukaryota, Fungi, Ascomycota, Sordariomycetes, Glomerellales, Glomerellaceae. The transcript has a single exon. The coding region runs from base 1 to 879 and encodes 292 amino acids.